Molecule: messenger RNA, 1104 nt
Organism: Pseudomassariella vexata
Lineage: Eukaryota; Fungi; Ascomycota; Sordariomycetes; Amphisphaeriales; Pseudomassariaceae
Exons: 1
Coding region: 1-1104 (367 amino acids)
Biological process (GO): D-serine catabolic process
Molecular function (GO): D-serine ammonia-lyase activity
Source: RefSeq, a predicted model, not a curated record
AUGUACGCCCCCAAAGUCGGCGACAGGCUAGACACCCUCGACACGCCCUCCAUGGUUGUCGACCUCGACCUCAUGGAGUCCAACAUACAGAAGCUCAUGGACCGCCUGCUGCCAACGGGCGUCAACAUCCGCCCUCAUCUCAAGACCACCAAAAGCGCUAUCUUAGCCAAGAAGCUCGCCGCAGCGGGUGCGAAAGGAGGCUGUGUUGCCAAACUCAGCGAGGCCGAAGUCAUCUGCGCCGCGGGCUUCGACGACUUGCUAAUCACGUGUGAGAUAAUUGGCCCCGUCAAGGUUCAACGACUAGUCGAGCUGUACCGCAAAUUUCGUACCAUCCGCAUCGUGAUCGACAGUGAACAUGGUGCCACCACCAUCAACUCUGCACUGGCCGCCUCGGGGAUUGAAGAGCCCAUCGCCGUACUGAUCGACCUCGACGUUGGACUGCACCGCACCGGUGUUGCUGCAGGCGAACCAGCCCUCGCCUUGGCACGGCACAUCGGAGAGCUGAGGCACCUGAAGCUCAUCGGCGUGCAGGGCUACGAAGGCCAUCUGCAGCACUUGCACGACAAGGCCGACAGGGAGAAGCAAUGUCUUGCAUCGAUGAAGACGUUGACAGAUACAGCAGCCUCACUGCGCGACGCAGGGUUUGACAUCCAAGUCGUAACAACGGGCGGCACCGGCACAGCCGAGUUCUGUGUCACGGUACCAGGUGUCACUGAGGUCCAACCAGGAUCCUUCAUCUUUAUGGACACGGACUACCGCAACGCCGUCGGCAGCUUCUACUCGAAUAGUCUGACCAUCCUAUCGACGGUGCUCAGCAAGCAAGGGCCCAAGAUUGUGACAAUCGACAGUGGGCUUAAAUCAUUGACGACGGAUAGUGGACUAGCUGAAUGCAAGGAUGCGCGGUAUACGUAUGGGGUUCUAGGGGAUGAGCAUGGGUCGCUGAGCUGGGAGCAUGACGAGCCCGCGCUGCAGGUUGGGGAUAGGGUCGAGAUGGUACCGAGUCAUAUUGAUCCGACGAUUAAUUUGCAUGAUGUGUAUUAUGCGCAUCGAAAGGGGGUCAUUGAGGAGAUUUGGCCGGUGGAUUCUAGGGGUAAGGUUCAGUAG